Molecule: messenger RNA, 2937 nt
Organism: Colletotrichum higginsianum IMI 349063
Lineage: Eukaryota; Fungi; Ascomycota; Sordariomycetes; Glomerellales; Glomerellaceae
Product: Alpha-glucanase
Exons: 1
Coding region: 1-2937 (978 amino acids)
Biological process (GO): mating projection tip cell wall disassembly
Molecular function (GO): glucan endo-1,3-alpha-glucosidase activity
Source: RefSeq, a predicted model, not a curated record
AUGGCAUACAGCAACGCAACCAACGAAAAGUCCGUGGCUGCGACGUUCCAACACCCCUCUUCUCUCGGGUUUCAACUUUUCUUCUCCUUUGAUUACGCUGGAAACGGUCCGUGGCACAAGAGCGACGUGGAGUCUCUCAUCAACAGCUACGCAGGCUCAGGCGCCUACUUUCACUACAAAGGCAAGCCUUUUGUAUCAACGUUUGAGGGCCCGGACCAAGCAGAAGACUGGAUCGACAUCAAGACAGCCACAGGCUGUUUCUUUAUUCCCGACUGGUCCUCUCUCGGCGCGAAGCCUGCCAUGGCCAAGGCCGGUGGUGUUGCUGACGGUCUUUUCAACUGGGCGGCCUGGCCCUGGGGGGACCAAGACAUGGAUACCUAUGUUGAUGCCUCUUACAAGGACUACCUUGGAGGGAAGCCAUAUAUGAUGCCUGCCUCGCCCUGGUUCUACACAAACCUGCCGGGAUACAACAAGAACUGGAUGUGGCGCGGCGAUGACCUCUGGUUCGAGCGCUGGCAGGAGAUUCUUUGGUGGAGACCUGAGUUUGUGGAGAUCAUCUCUUGGAACGACUAUGGCGAAUCCCACCACAUCGGCCCAGUGAGAGACAAGGCCCUAGAGGCCUUCACCAUCGGAAAAGCUCCCUUCAACUUUGUGCUACCUCACGACGGCUGGCGCGAGACAUUGCCCUUUUCCAUCGACAUGUACAAGCACAACACCACCAUUGUGGAUUCAGAACGGCUUGUGGCCUGGUACCGGCCGAACCCAUCGACAAGCUGCAAUGACGGUGGGACGUCAGGCAACACAGCGUCCCAGCUUCAGCUCGAGUUCCACCCAUGGAACGUUGCCAAGGACGCGGUAUACUUCACGGCCCUGCUCGCGUCGUCUGCUACGAUCGAAGUGACGGUUGGCGGCGUGACGCAAAAGGCGUCCUGGUCGACGAUCCCAGAAGGCGGCGUCGGCCUCUACCAUGGCAACGCCUGGUACUAUGACUCGACGGGAGACGUGCGCGUGCGAGUGAUCCGCGGUGGCUCGGUCGUCACCGAGAUCGCAGGCACCGCCAUCACGACCGACUGCAGCAAGACCAACGGCUACACCAACUGGAACGCCUGGGUGGGCAGUGCCGUUUCUCCCAAAGCUGUGUCCGCGAAGCCGAACUCCAGGACAGAUCAGGUGUGCGUGGAGGGCACCGGACCGCUUCCUGGCUUUGCGAGACUCUGUGAGUUCACUUGCGGCUAUGGAUAUUGCCCAUCCGGAGCCUGUCACUGCACCAAGCUCGGCGCCCAGGUCGAGAGGCCGACAUGGAAGGGCGUCGACGCUUUUCCUGCCGCCGGGAAGACCAGCGACUACCAGGGUCUCUGUCAGAACGCAUGCAACUGGGGUUUCUGCCCUUCUGCGUACUGUGACACUACGCAGCAUCCCACCGUCAUCUCCACCGUCUCGCAGUUCCUGCCCGGAACCUGCACUCGAGGCGAGGCCAUGAGCACGUCUCCUUACUUUGACGAUCUCUGCGCCUUCUCGUGUGCUCACGGGUUCUGUCCCAUCGCCGUGUGCUACUGCUCUGCCCAAGGCGCCCUGGACCUGCUGGAACCCACGAGCUCUAGCGAUGCGAGAACCCUCGAUGGGGCGCCCGAAGACCAUGGUCUCUGCGCCUUUGCCUGUGCCCGUGGAAACUGUCCUGGUUUGUGCACCUCUGGCGACGUAACAGACCCGUGGGAGGCAGGGUACUACCCGCCGGACUACGAUGUCGAGGAGGAUGAGAUCUAUCCCAGUGCCAUGGCUUCCUUCGCCACUUGCAACCCGGACACGCGUCCCGCAACGCUGGAUGACCUGAUUGACGGGAUCAGCAAGGGUAGCUAUAACCCGGAUUGUUAUGACCGCUGGGCACUUCGUGUCCUUUCCGAUUCGCUUGACAAUUUCCAGUCUGAGUACCAGAACGCGCUCAAAGGCUACGAUGACCUUUUCGGAUAUUACGCCGAGUACGUGGAGGACAGCAUCAACCCUCAACUGACGGCGUACAUGUCCUUGGACGGCGGUGCAGGCAACAAGUUCUUCACAUGUACCUGGACGAUCACGACCAAGACGAAGAGUGGACCAUGCCCCCCGUCCGAGCAGUUCUGGAAGCUCGGGCAGUCCUGGACGCUCACUUACACACUCAUUGAUGCAGAGGGGUUUUACGAGGCCGUAGAACGGGACCUCGGCAUCGAGAAAGACUGGAUAUCCUUUGGCGAGUGGCAGCAAAGGAAAGAUAGCGAGUGUAUUGACCCGCCAGACUGGCGCCCCAGAACUACUAAAACGCCGUGCCGGCAGAUGCGGCUCUACAAGAAGGGCAUACCGGUGAAGAGCGGCAACGUCAAGGUGUCAGACCCAAAAGACGUCAUCGAGGCUGCGAUGCCCAACAUUGAAACGCUGUCGAGCCGGUUGCUGGGCGCCUACGCCAUUGUCGUCAUGGGCUACGCCGACGACUCGAGCGACAUCGUCACUGCAGCGGCGAUGCCUGUCUUCAUGCUGGAAGGGGUUAUUGACAGCAUGAACCAGAUCAAGAAGAUUGGUGCAGAGCAGCGGGAACUCGACAAAAAGCGUCUGAUCCUCGAGAUUCUCUCCAUCGUCCUGCUCGUGCUCCCCAUCGCUGGCGAGCUUGUGAGUGCCGCCUUCGGAGGCGCGGCAGUGGUGGCUCGCAUGGCCUUACUCAUUGGCGAGGUUGGCAACGCUGCUCUCACGAUCGAGAGCAUCGUGAACGACCCGGUCUCGGCACCUUUUGCCAUCAUGGCGCUGCUCGUUGGACCGUAUGGGGGUGCCUCUGAGCGCACUUCGGCUCAAGGGUUUAAAGAAGCGGCAGCGGCGAGAAGAGCCUUGGCUUCUGAUAAGCUUGCCCUGUUUGGUGACAGGUUCGUGGAGCAGGAUGCCAGAAUCCAAAAGAUUGUCAAUGCAUGUAGAUAA